UUUAAAAUGCGUAACUUUUUCACUUGAAGUUCUUGUGUGGAUUUUUUGGAGAACGCACCACAUUUUUCGUGAUUUACAAAGCAAAAAAGUGCUUUAUAGAGUAAAUUGUGAGUGCUACAGAUUCAUUGUGAAAUUAUAAAGAAUUUUCAGGUGGAGUUGUGAAUUGAACGCCACCGCCGUAAAAAUGGGAGAUGAUAAAAGUGUAGAGGAAAAAAGUUUGUGGCCAGACGAUCUCAAACAACGCGAAGAGCAAUGGCAGAGGAAUGGGGGUCCCACAACGCCAAGGCGCUACGAUCGACCACCUUCGCCCCCAAUGCCUCCGCCGGUCGACGACAAGAGACGCAGUAGAAGUCAUAGCAGAGAGCGCAGAAGGAGUAGGAGUAGAAGUAGAAGUAGGAGCCGUAGUCGUGGGCAUAGUCCAAAUGAGAGAUAUCGACGACGUCCGGAAUCCUACGACUACCGACGUAGGCCGGUCAGAAGAUCUCCGGAUAGGCGAUUUACUCGUAGGGAUAACUCCCGGGAGAGGAAUCGUUCACGUAACAGGAGUAGAUCUCGCGACAGGCGUGACCGGAGCCAUUCCCGUGGGAGGAUGAGACGUGAUUGGAGCCCGAAGGGAAGGAGAUCUCCUGUCCGACGACCCGCAACACCUCAAGCUCCUCCACCACCUAAUAUUAACCAAGCUCCACCGCCCUACAUACCGCAACCGCUCUACACGGAUGGUUACAACUACAAUGCUAGCCUACCGCCAUAUGGGCAGAAUAUGCCGCCUCAGCCCUAUGGAGGAUAUGAUUUUCCUGGUCAAGGGCCCCCUCAGCAAUAUGUCCCUCCUCCAUAUCCUCCACCGCCCCCAAUUCUCAUGCCGCCUGGACCUACUGGUGAUGAUUUUGGACCUGGCGUUUGGGGUGCCCCUCCACCAAUGGGUCAGCAACCAAUGCCACCCCAGAUGUCCAUGCCCGUUGAGUCUGAGGAAGAUAAAUGCAAGCGCGAAGCUGCUGUUGCACAGGAGAUGCAGAAUCAACGGGCCACGCUGAAGAAGCAGCGUGAAGAUUAUCAACGGCGUGCAAGUGCACUCACGCGCGAAUUGAAGAUUCUCAAAGAGCAAAGAAAUAAAUUGGCAGCCGUCAAUCAGCCACACAGUCCGACAACGAGGAAUUUUCUCAAGGAAAAUGAUCGUCUACAGUCUCAGAUACAGAAUAAGCUAAGCAAUAUCGAGAAUGUAAUUGCAAUGUUGUCGGGAAUAAUUGGUGUGGAUAAGACACCAUCGCCGCCAUCUCUUUCAUCGGCAUCAAAGAGUUCAGCAGCACCAAAAGGCAAAUCAUCGGUCUCCACGAAGGGUUCGGAUUCUGAUGAUAGUGACUCCGAGAAGCUCAAGAGUAAGCUGAUUCAGAGUAUGAAGAAGAAUAAAAAGGAGAAGGAACAUGAAGGUUCAAUCUCACGUGAAAAAUUAACAGAUCCAGAAAAGAAGGUGAACUACGUAUUCUACGAUCCUGAGAUGCAUUGGUGUCCAAUUUGCAAUGUUUUCCCGAAAUCUGCAAAAGAUUACCUCAAUCAUUUGCACACUAAGGAACACAUCAAUUUUACCAAGAAUCAGGAGUCACCAUGGCAUGAUAAUGCUAAAAUAGAUGAGUUUCCAACUUAUCCAAAUGCUCCUUCAAAGAGGACUCCCAUUCGAGGAUUACAAUUUUUCACACCAGCCACUGCAUGGUAUUGUAAACUUUGCUCAAUGUGGAUGGGUGAUCUUCACUGCGCUUCAACGCAUCUUAAAUCCAAGCUUCAUGCUGAUAAUUAUAAUGCCUAUAUCGAUCAGAAUCCUCACUUUGAUAUGGAUUGGAUGGCGAAUCGGCAGAAGGCGUAUGAUAUCUUCCGCGAGAAGGUUGCUUCUGGAAAGAAGUCUCCGUCGUUGCUGCAUGUAAUUCCACUUCAAUCGGACGAUGAUUCGGAGAAGAAGCACAAGAAGAAGAAAAAGAAGCAGGAUGGGAAGAAGGAUAAGAAAAAAAGAAAGCGUGGUAAGCGUCGACGUCAGUCGACAUCAUCAUCAUCCAGCUCCAGUUCAUCAGAGUCGGAUUCCGAAUCAGAUAAGAAGGAAACAUCGCAAGAUGCCCCCUUUGAAGAGCUCCCUGGUAAUUCCAUUCGUGUAUCCAUGAGGAAUAUGACAAAACCCCCACCAGCAGCAGUACCAAAUACCGAUGAUGACAAUGCUGUGGGUAAGUGGACGAUGGUACAGCCGGCACAGGUUUCAUCGCAGCCUCCAUUUGCCCCACCAGCACCAUCAAUUUCAAGUGAAGCAAAGAAACGCGAUGAGUUGAUCAUUUCGCAGUGGACGCCUGGUCCAGUAAUUAGUGAAUCAGAGCGGAAGUUGCUUGAUGAUUUGAAGGGGAAACUGAAGAAGAAGACAGAAGUCGAUGUGGGUGGUGGUGAUGACAGGCGUCGUUCCAGGGAUCGUUCACCGUCAGAUCGUCGCGGAAGGCGUCGCUCUAGAUCACGCGGACGUUAUUCACGGAGUCGCUCCAAGUCUCCCUACUACAAUCGCUAUGGACGUCGGCGUUCGUCUUCGCGCAGCCGGAGGUCAUCAUCACGUGGGCGUCGCUCAAAUUCCCGCGGAAGGCGAAUAAUUGAAAAGCCAGUGGUGAAUUAUCCUCCAGAACCAAAGCGUUUGAAUGACAAGAAAACCAAGGGAAAGGGUGAGGGGAAUGGUGAUAGAAAAAAGUCUCCACCCAAGAAGAAAGCUCCAGCACCUCCACAAAUCAAGGGGAAAUUGCCCUUCAUUGGACGCAUGCCGGUGUUUAAGAAGCAAGUGGCUGCUGAGGAUGCUGCAAAGCAACAAAAGGAAGUUGAGGCUGACGCCAAAAUUCAACAGGUUGCACCGAAAGCACCCAAGUUUCCAACUGCUAAAUCUAAUGCAAAAAUACCCCAGGGUGGCUCUACAAUGGACGAUGAACUCAUGCCAGAUCCUACACAGUAUAUGGUGCUGUUAUCAGGUGGGGGAGCAACAGCUCCACCUCCACCUCCAUUGCAUGACGUGGAGAAGAAUGAGGAGGAGGUUCUUCCGCCUGGGAUUGACGAGGCAGAGGCAGAUCUUGUGCCAAAGCCCAUAAGUGAUGCUCCACGUCCAAGAAAGGGACCACUACCGAAGGAUUUCCAAGAUGCACUAGAUCUGAUUUUUCCAGAUGAGAAGAAAAAGAAGGAAGCUGCAGAGCAACCAACUAUUGACGCUAAUCGAGAACCCGUAGAUAUGGAAGGAAUCACAACGGCUGGUGACUCAUCAUUGCCCGAAGGGGGAUUGCCGCCUGGUGUGGAAGUUGCUGCACAGCAAUCUGUGGAAAUGUACAAUGCCUAUGCAUCAGCAUUUCCCGGUGCACAGAAUUAUGCUGCUGUAUAUGAAGGACUUACGGGAGCUGCUAUUCAAGCGGAAGCACCUCCAAUUGUUCCACCACCCCCACCAAUUGAUAUGGAUACUGGGAAUUCCGGGGAUGGAAGCAUUCCUCACGUAGAGAUGGCCAUUGAGGAGAGCAAAGAUUCCUCCGCAAGUAAGAUUGAGUUGGAUGAUCUGGCACUUUUGGGCAUUGAUGCCGACGAUAUGGCUGCGCAGUGUAUGUAAUUCUUAAUUCUCUUCUAAAAUAUUUCUUUUUGAUUUUCUUGAAUUGUAGUUUUUAUUGAGAAAAAAAUAAAUAAAAUUAUAAAUAUCAUAAAGAA
Messenger RNA from Lutzomyia longipalpis, 3693 nucleotides. Its product is annotated as zinc finger matrin-type protein CG9776. The transcript is spliced from 8 exons. The coding region runs from base 185 to 3598 and encodes 1137 amino acids. The record is from RefSeq and is a predicted model, not a curated record. Gene Ontology annotation, molecular function: nucleic acid binding; zinc ion binding. Gene Ontology annotation, biological process: negative regulation of DNA-templated transcription; positive regulation of DNA-templated transcription. NCBI's taxonomy places the organism in Eukaryota, Metazoa, Arthropoda, Insecta, Diptera, Psychodidae. Gene Ontology annotation, cellular component: nucleoplasm.